Messenger RNA from Cucumis melo (muskmelon), 1193 nucleotides. RefSeq lists its product as uncharacterized. Lineage: Eukaryota; Viridiplantae; Streptophyta; Magnoliopsida; Cucurbitales; Cucurbitaceae. The record is from RefSeq and is a predicted model, not a curated record.
CUUUUCUUCUUAUCUAAACGAAUGAUCAUGAAAGUAUAGCAUCACCAUCACACCAAUCUCUUUACUCUUUACUAAAAUCAAACCUCCAUUUUAAUUCUCUCUUCUCUCUCUCUAUUUUUCUCCCUCUCUACAAAAUGAAGGACAGACUCCACCGCCGCAACGCCGCCAUAGCCUCCUCCCUAGCUGCCAUCGUCAAGCCCGCCGCAUAUUUUAUCAUCAUCUUAUUAACCUACGCUCUCGGUUACUUAUCAUCAUCAUCAUCACAUCAUCAUCAUCCCCCUCUACGUCGUCGCUUUCCUCCUCCCUCUCUCCUCCUCCUUCAAACACCCCCUGACCUCAACCAAUUCCGAAUCAAAACCCGCUGUUCCCCACCCAUCCCUCACCAACACGUACGUUCAACAAUCCUCCAAAGCGUCUUCAACGGUAAAUCCCCCUUCAUCGACUUCCCUCACCCCCACAUCGCUCACCUUCUCCACCCCAAAAAAAUCAAGGGAUGGGGCUCAAACGGCGCCGUUUUCCGGAACCUUGUUACACAAGUUAAGCCACGGACCAUUAUCGAGGUCGGUUCGUUUCUGGGUGCCUCAGCGACUCACAUGGCGGACUUGACUCGUCAACUCGGCCUCAACACUCAGAUUCUCUGCGUUGAUGAUUUUCGUGGCUGGCCCGGUUUUCUCGACCGGUUUAAGGAUUUAACCAUGGUAAACGGCGACGUUUCGUUGCUUUAUCAGUUUAUGCAGAAUGUGGUUUCCAUGAACGCUUCCGAUUCGAUUAUCCCUUUGCCGUUCUCGACCGGUUCGGUUCUUGAUAGUCUGUGCGAGUGGGGGGUUUAUGGGGAUUUGAUUGAAGUGGAUGCGGGUCAUGACUUUAACUCGGCUUGGUCUGAUAUAAACCGGGCUUAUCGGAUACUUAGACCGGGUGGGGUUUUAUUCGGGCAUGAUUAUUUUCUAUCGGCUGAUAAUCGAGGGGUAAGACGGGCAGUUAAUUUGUUUGCUCAAAUCAAUGGCUUUAAAGUCAAAGUUGAUGGUCAACACUGGGUUCUUGUGUCUCGUUAAAGUCUCAUGCCACGUGUACAAUUGUAUGGUUUAUUUUAAAACUUGUUCAUCUAAAUCAGUUAUUGUAAUUUGAUUUGUACAUCAUCUAAAAUUGGCUCAAUCAAUCUGUAUGAGAAACAGAAUAUUAUUAUUUCCUUCUUA